AUGGCAAAAACGUCGUCUCCAACCGAGGAGGUGUCCUCCUCUACAGUAGAGACACCCACACCGAAAUCUGGCACUGGCAGUUCCUCCUCCACCGACAACGCCGACUUGAUUCACGACUUUUGCGUCGGUACCAACGAGUUUUGGAAACGAUUCGUCAUUCCACCCGUAUUAGAAUAUGUUCAAAUCCAACCCGGUGGCACGGCCAAAUCCGAUCCAUUCUCCAAAUUGACGGCGCCCCCGGAAGUGCCGGGAAUUCCACGCCCCGUCUGGUUGACCAUUUUGGGAUCGGUACCCACGGCAUUGGGGUGGUACGGAUAUUAUAAAUUUAGUGUCGAAGAAGAAUUGUUUCAAUACGAAUUAUUACAGCAAGACGGCAAGGUGACUGGGUGUGGUGGAUACGGCACCUUGUUGCCCUUUGUCUUUGGCAUUCUCAUUGGAUUUCCCCUCUCCUUUUUGCACAUUCCGGGGGGAGAGACAUUGGUGGAAGCGGCCGGAGUGUGGAUCUUGCUCGGACAAGUCAAUCUCUAUCGACGGGUCAAUGAACUGUGUUUAGAAGCCAGUCAAGAAAUGGAGUUGGAGGAACCGCCCCUGUGGGAAUGGUGGGCCUUGUUGCCGCCACCCUUGGAUGUGGUGGUAGGAUUACGACAGGUGCACUUUUUGAGUGAGUAUUGGAGAAUCCAACGGGGAGAGCCCUACCAAAAGGAUGUCAUUGCCGAAGAACUCUUUCCUUUUAUCAGCGCCAAACAGAGAAUUACACUCAAAGAGUUCUUUCGGACACCCUCCAUGUGGUUUUGGUUCACCAAGGAAUGGAAAGAUUUUGAUUUCGAGUUUUUGCAGGAGACAGCUACCGCCAACUCUGCCCAGAAAUGA
Molecule: messenger RNA, 870 nt
Organism: Seminavis robusta
Lineage: Eukaryota; Bacillariophyta; Bacillariophyceae; Naviculales; Naviculaceae
Source: the annotation of a GenBank genome assembly